AGCCUUCUUUGCUCAUAUUUACCAAGGGUGCCAAUAUUAGUGGAGGGCACUGUAUAUCAAAUAUACCACUACAGCCUGACAAACACUGGAAACCCCAACCCCCAUUACAACGGGUGUUCUUAUUUUGUUCUUUUAUAUGUACACCGUCUAAUAGCUGACUAACACAAAAACAGGAAGUGAAUCUUCAGCAUUUUCUCCCUGGACUCAGGGGUGUUCAAAUAAAACAGUAGCCUCUGAGGUAUAGCUCGGCAACUGGCAAAAUUCAUGUAUUGAUUUGGCCAGACAGAACAGAUCUGAACAGAACAUUUGUAAAUGGUGUAGGGUUGUGAGGGAAAAUGAAGAUCUAAUAUAAGUUUGGCAGUGGCAACUCUGUAUGACUUGCUCAACAACACUUCUUUGGCUGACAGCUCUUAAAAGAACCAUUUAUGGAAUAUUGCUAACAUGGAGGAUGCCAAACACAGGUUAAUGCUAGUAUGCUGGGUGAUAAUCACAUUUGUAUUUGGCUUGGCAGUGUGCUCACUAGAUAUAAAAUUCUUGAGGACACAGCCAUGUGACAUCCACCAGAAUACCACUACCGGGACUGUUGAGUUUGACUGCCGUGGACGACAAUUACGAGUCGUGCCCUUGGUUUUUGAGAACACCACCAGCCUUGAUUUAUCUGAGAAUGAAAUCAAGAAUCUAACACUGGACUCAUUGAAAGGCCUGCAAAAAUUGAUCAAUCUAAAUCUAAAUUGGAUGAACCAUAAUCAACAUGUGAACAUCACUGAGGGGGUUUUUGCAAAUUUGACAAACCUGGAACACUUGAGGCUUAAUGGACUGGGUCUGCAGGAGGUACCUGCACAGCUUCCGAAGUCCCUGAAAGAACUGAGAUUGGACGAGAACAAAAUUUUCUCACUAAGUCCCAGAAACUUUUCACAAUUAAAAAACCUGACCCAUAUUUAUCUAUCCAAAAAUUGCUAUUAUUGGAAUCCCUGUUUGAUUAAUUUUGAGAUUGAAAUUGGAACAUUUUCAAGCUUGCACAAAUUACAACAUCUGAGUUUGUCAUAUAAUAACCUUUCCCAUGUUCCCAGAGAUUUGCCUGUCUCCUUAGUAACACUUGAACUUGCUUCCAACAAUAUAUCGUUCAUUGGAGAAGAUGAUUUUAAAGAGCUCCGAAAUCUCAAAACCCUUAAAAUUCAGGGAAAUUGUCCACGCUGUCACAAUGCUCCAUAUCCCUGCAUUCCAUGUUCCAAUGGUUCUAUCGAUAUCCAUGAACGAGCUUUCAACCAACUUCGAAACCUUGAAUUACUGCAUCUUGCUGGGAAUUCUAUUUCUAUCAUCAAGAAAGUUUGGUUUGAGAAAACUCUGUAUCUGCGGGAACUCUACCUUUCCUUCAAUUUUCUUACAGGACAGAUCAAGGAUGGAGCAUUUUUGAGUAACUUAAGGCUUCUGGAAAAACUCGAUCUCUCAUUUAAUUAUGGAUUACAAGCUUAUCCAGAAACUGUGCACCUAGCACCAACCUUUGCCAACUUGUUCAGUCUCCGCACACUGCAUAUCCAAGGUUUGGUUUUCAAAAAGAUCCAAAACAACUCAUUGGCAUCUCUUUAUGGUUUGAAAAAUCUGUCCACAUUAGAUUUAGGAGUAAAUUUUAUUGUCAGUGUGGAUUCAGGUAUAUUUAACAAAUUUCAUAAUUUAAAACUGCUGUAUCUGUCAGAAAACCGUCUCUAUCCUAUCACUAACUCUGAUGUUAGUAAGCCAGAUAAUAACAUAAAGCCUCCACUCUUCAACCUACCUCAGCUGACAUAUUCUAGUUCUAAAAGGAAACUAGACCCAUAUCAGCUUAACAAAGGGCUUAUCAAACCAGAAUGCUUCGCUGCUGGCCAUGUGUUGGAUCUGAGCAGAAAUAAUCUGUUUUUCAUUUCCCCAAAGCAAUUCGAGGGACAUAAAAACAUUUCCUGUCUCAACCUGUCCAGAAAUGCCUUCGCAUCAGCAUUAAAUGGAACAGAAUUCACAUCACUGCCCAGCCUAAAAUAUUUAGACUUAUCUUUUAACAAGAUUGAUUUGGCCUACGAUUAUGCUUUUAACGAAUUAAUAGAGUUGGAGGUGCUUGACCUCAGCUUUAAUGAACAUUAUUUCCGUGUGCCUGGGGUAACUCAUAAUUUGAAGUUCCUAAAAAAUUUGCCUAAGCUGAGAGUAUUAAAUAUGAGUUCCAACAGCAUUUUUACCCUAACAACUAAGCACAUGUGCAGCGACUCGCUUGCUGAGCUCCAGUUCCAGCAUAAUCAACUGGGGAGGCUUUGGAAAGAGAAAGACGAAACGUAUUUUAAACUUUUCUGGAACUUAACAAAUCUGACACAUCUUGAUAUAUCAUACAACAAUGUCAAGAAUAUCCCUACAGAAGUGUACAAAUACUUGCCUAUCACAAUAAAAAGAUUCAGACUGAAUGGCAACGCCCUGACGAGUCUUAAUUGGACUUUGAUGAGGAACUUUACACAGCUUGAAGAGCUCAUUCUUGGCUACAACAGCUUGACGUAUGCCUCUAGAAACAUAACCCAGAAUAUCCCGUCCUUGCGUUACCUCGACCUGAGCCAUAACAGAAUCUCUCAGCUGGCCACUGGAUUUAUCCAAGGUGCUGUCAAUCUUAAAAUGCUGGAUCUGAGUAAUAAUAAAUUAAGCACCAUUAAUCAAUCCACCUUCCCAUCCAAGGACACAAAUCAUUUGAACACUUUGUGGCUCCAUAACAACCCCUAUCGUUGCACAUGUGACAUAAUGGACUUUAUCCUUUGGAUUUUUGAAAGCGACGUGAAAAUCCCCCAUCUGGUCACUAUGGUGAAAUGCAAUGUCCCUGAAGCAACCAAGGGCAAAGGGGUGAUAUUCUUUGACAUCAGGGAAUGCAUUGAUGGCCAAGUCGCCUUCCUGGCUUACUUCUUCUCCACUUUGCUCAUUGUGGGUGUCACCUUUGUGGCAACCUUAAUGCAUAUGUUCUACUGGGACUUUUCAUAUGUGUUCUACUAUGUGAAGGCCAAAUUCAAAGGGUACCAGCACUUGAGCUCUGGAGAUAAUGUCUACGGUGCCUUUGUUACAUACGACACCAAAGACUCACAGGUUUCCGAGUGGGUCCUGAACCAUCUCCGGGCUCAGCUUGAAGAACAAGGUGAUCACUUCCUUCCAGUCUGUUUGGAAGAACGUGACUGGCUGCCUGGCUGCCCCAUCCUGGACAGCCUGACCCAGAGCAUUCGCCAGAGUCGCAAGACUGUCUUUGUCCUCACUCAUUCCUAUGUGAAGAGCGGCUCAUUCAAGAUGGCUAUGUACCUGGCGCACCAGCGUCUGCUGGAUGAAAGUGAGGAUGUGAUCGUGCUGCUGCUACUUGAUCCUGUACUGCAGAACUCGCAUUUCCUGCGCCUGCGAAGGCGCCUCUGCAGCCACAGCGUGCUCGAGUGGCCCCGGACGCCUGCCGCAGAGCCCUGGUUCUGGCAGUGUCUGAGAAAUGCAAUUCGGGUCGAGAACAAGGUCAUGUACAGCACCAUCUACUCCAGAUACGUUCCUAUCAAAAACAGACCCAGAGAGAAAGAAUGAACUACAUGACACAUGAUAUACUGUAUAUAUAUUUCAUAUUACAAAUAUUUACUAUACAACAUAUAUUUCAACAAACCCAAUAUUCUUAUUAUUAUUACCUUGAUUUUGUUGACUUAAUAAGAAUGAACAUUCAAGUGUGAAAAUAUUGCAGUGCAAACUGUCCCACAGCCAACAUUUCUUUUGUAUAUCUUUUCUAAUUAACAGUCAUAGUCGUGUUCAUGGCUCACCAGAACUCAUUUCUGUAGUUACAUGGCUUUCUUAGAUUUUUUCUAUUAGUAUUCUAGCAAGUUGGUUGCUAUAGUGUUUUCAGGUGGUUGCUAGGGUAUUGCUUUGUAGUUCCUAGAAUGUUGCUAGUGGGUCGCUAUGAUAUUAAAGGGUGUUGCUAGAUGAUUACUAUGCUAUGCCAGGGGGUUGCUAUGGUGUUGUUAGAUGGUUGCUAGGGUGUUGGUAGGUGGUUGCUAUACUAUCCCAUGUAGUUGCUAGGGUUUUCUAGGUGGUUGCUAUGCUAUCUAAAUUCUAAAAUAGUUUUCCCUUUUAAAUUUAUGGUUUGAAAUAAGUAAAGUUGUAAGUCAGUAGUCGGUCAUAAGUCAGUAAUUUCAAUACAGAUUUUUUUUAUAUUUAGUUGUAACUUUGCCAGCACAAUAUCUCAGGGUCAAUAUUUAACUACUGAUUACUUGUUAAUCAGUUUGGAGAAAAGAUAAGCCCAUAAAGAAAAUGUUGUGAAAAAUACUUUAAUUGAAAUAUAGAAUAAAACGACGUAAGGGCAUUACAAAACAGCUGUAAGGGAGAUACAGAGAAAACUUUGCUAAAAUUGCCAUAAGAGGAUUCCAACCCAUGAGCCUUCCAAGAGAAGGAUUAUAAAAUGGAAAUGCUUUUUUGAAGUGUUUCAUUUCAUCGCCUGUCAUGUAAAUUUUGUAACGCCAGUAAUAAAUGUUGCUAUAGAUAUAUAAAUAAAUCGUGAUGCACCGCAAUAUCAUAAAUGGUUCAUGAUUAAAUCAACACAAGAGAAAGAGUGAAUCUGCGAGUUCAGAGUCAAUCUCUCUCGAGCAGGGACAGAAGAAAGUAGAAUCAUUCUCAGUAUGAACCAGUGAGCAC
This is a messenger RNA of Ictalurus furcatus (blue catfish), 4650 nucleotides long. RefSeq names its product toll-like receptor 8. Gene Ontology annotation, biological process: canonical NF-kappaB signal transduction; positive regulation of interleukin-6 production; toll-like receptor signaling pathway. The record is from RefSeq and is a predicted model, not a curated record. Lineage: Eukaryota; Metazoa; Chordata; Actinopteri; Siluriformes; Ictaluridae. Gene Ontology annotation, molecular function: protein binding; pattern recognition receptor activity. The transcript is spliced from 3 exons. Bases 442 to 3555 code for a protein of 1037 amino acids. Gene Ontology annotation, cellular component: plasma membrane.